Messenger RNA from Hydatigera taeniaeformis, 528 nucleotides. The record is from the annotation of a GenBank genome assembly. Lineage: Eukaryota; Metazoa; Platyhelminthes; Cestoda; Cyclophyllidea; Taeniidae.
AAAGGUGCAUUUACAUUGGUUGCGGGAGAAUCUCUGAAUCCUUUACAAAGAAAGGAUUUAGAUGUGUUCUACAGACAAGAAAUUCAUGCAAAUAUGAAGGCUUUGGGUGUAAUGAAUCUUCCCCCACUCUGGAAAGUGGUACGAUCCUCUGGGAUCGUUCUACCUGAACCAUGUGUCCCACCUAGAGAUAUAAUCGUCCAGCAGCGAGUGGAAAGCCUAACGCGGAAGUUUGCUAACAUGGACUACGGUCGCAUGACGAAACAUCUCCCCCAACUUGGAUCUACAGCCAGAUACAAAUCUGUCAUGAUGAUAAUCAACUUUGUACUCGUUGUCAUUGGUUCCUUCAUUUUUGGUUACUUUAGUUAUGCCACGCCUGUACAGAGAAUUGCAUGUGGCUUUACCUUCGCCCUUUUUGUUUUUUUUGCUGAUUUGUACUUUCUUCUCAAAAACAUGGAAGCCUGUGAACUAAAAGCAUUCCCACCGAGCAGCAAUCAUACUCUAUCACAAUCUAAUGUCAUACUAUUUUAA